Hippopotamus amphibius kiboko is the source of this 3925-nucleotide messenger RNA. It is a transcript of the gene CEP128, whose product is annotated as centrosomal protein 128. NCBI's taxonomy places the organism in Eukaryota, Metazoa, Chordata, Mammalia, Artiodactyla, Hippopotamidae. The record is from RefSeq and is a predicted model, not a curated record. The transcript is spliced from 27 exons. Bases 444 to 3806 code for a protein of 1120 amino acids.
GGAGAGCUGAGUCGGUUGCGUCGCUGCGUCUGGUCAGUUACACCUUCUGGGUCGCUGGUGGCCGUGGGAGCCGGGUGGGGCCUCGGCAAUGAUCCGGCAUUAAGGACCUGGGGUCCUCUUCUGUCGCAGGUGGUUUGGGGAAAGUGUAGGGGCAACCAAAGAUCAUCCACUUGACUAGGCCUUUUGCCCUGAACCUCAUGAAGAAAUGAUAGGAGGCAGACAUACGUGCCUAAGAAGAGCACUGAGCUCAGAGGACAGCAACACGGAGUUUUGGGGGUGUGCUUUGAGUCCAUCAGAUGCAGGAGUUUGAAUGUCUUUUAUUGCUCAAAGUAAUUGAAAUUAAAAGCUGAAGACUUUGUGUGAACUAGUGAAAUUCAUGCUGCAAAGUGUGAUUUUAUCUAAUUAAAAGUAUGUAAUCCUUGAUAGGGGAUUUUUGUACAUCAAUGGCAGAAUCCUCCAGUGAUUCAGACCACUUCCGUUCUCGUGACCGAUUGAGUCGAUGGGCUGCCAGUUCAGUACACAGGGAAACUCGAAAUUGUCCUACCGUGGAUGUCACCGAGAAAGUCAACACUAUAACAAGUACUUUACAGGACACCGGUCGGAACCUGAGACAAGUCGACCAGAUGCUUGGACAGUAUCGAGAAUAUAGUAAUGGACAGGCGGGGGCUAUAGAACAUUUAAAAGAAAGCUUGGAACAAUCAAUAGGCCAACUGCGGAGUCAACGUUUAUUGAGAAACUCAGGAGGGAGAAGUAUUUCUGUUACAAGUCUGAGUACAAGUGAUCUCGAUGGUGGCACUGUGACAGAGAGCCACCGUUUUCCACCUACCUCACCUCUUAAGGACUAUGGGGAUCAACAGAGUAUUAAACGAAAUAGGUCCAGAACUGGUGUCCGCUUUGUUCGGGAGACUGAUGACGUGGGCCAGUUUCAUGCUUUUCAUCAGUCCCUCCGAGACCUCAGCAGUGAACAAGUCCGCCUUGGAGAUGAUUUCAACCGGGAACUUGCCAGAAGAAGCCGGUCGGAUGCUGAAACAAAAAGGGUUUUGGAAGAAUUGACUGAAAAACUUAAUGAAGCCCAAAAACAAGAAGUGGUUUCAGAUCGGGUGGAGCGACGACUUCAGGAGAUAGAAAGAGAGAUGCGUACGGAAAGAGAGCUGGUGGAAAGACGGCAGGAUCAACUGGGACUUAUUUCUUUGCAGCUACAGGAGGCUUUGAAGAAACAAGAAGCUAAAGCAGAGGAGAAUGAGGGAGUAAUGAAAGAUAAGCUAAGACAAACUGAAACUGAAAAGAGUAAACUUGAACAGGAAUUGGAGCUAUCUCGAAGGUUAUUGAAUCAGUCAGAAGGCAGCAGAGAAACGCUUUUGCAUCAGGUAGAAGAACUCCGUACACAACUUAUGAAAGCAGAAGGUGAUCAAAAAGGUUUACAGCAUCAAGUAUCUCAGAUUUCCAAGCACCAGUCAAACCAUCAGGAUGAACAAGGAGAUGACUGGAGGUUUAGGAGAGGGGUUGAGCGGGAAAAAGAGGAUCUGGAGAAGCAGAUGUCAGAUUUGAGAGUGCAACUGAACUUCAGUGCAAUGGCAUCUGAGUUAGAGGAAGUGAAGCGGUGCUUGGAGCGAAAAGACAAGGAGAGAGUACAUUUGGCAGCACAAGUAGAGAAUUUAACACAUGAAUUGGAGAAUAGGGAAAAACAGCAACUAGAGAUGUUGGAUGAACUGAAGGAGAUCCAGAAUCACUUUGAGACGUGUGACGCCAAACAUAAGCGCGCUGACCUCCAGAUCUCAAAGCUGACUCAGCAUGCUGAGGAUGCCACCAAGCAGGCCGAGCAGUACCUGCUUGAGUUCCAGCAGUCGGAGGCCCUGAGACAGGAGGCAGAGAAGAGGAGAGAAGAGCUGAAGCUGAAAGCUCAGGAGUCCAUUCGCCAGUGGAAGCUUAAGCAUAAGAAGUUAGAGCGAGCACUGGAGAAACAAUCUGAAACUGUUGAUCAACUGACAGACAAGAAUAAUCAGAUUCUAAAAGAAAAGGAUGAACUGAAAAGCCAGCUUUAUGCAGCAUUACAACAAAUAGAGAAUCUUCGAAAGGAAUUGAACGAUGUGCUAACCAAGCGUGCCCUUCAAGAGGAGGAGCUUCACUGUAAGGAGCAGAAAUUAAGUGAUGUUAAAUCUCAUCAAGCUGACCUUGAACUAGAAGUCAGGGAUUCCCUGGAUACCAUCCAUAGGCUAGAAAGUGAGUUGACAAAGCAGAGUAAGAUUCAAAGCCAGUUGAAAGCUGAGAAAGCUCACCUGGAGAAAGAAAUUGCAGAGCUGAAGGAGAGCCAGGCCAAGGACAAAGCUCAACUUCUCGAGAUGCAAGAGGCCAUCAAGGACUUGAGUGCCAUCCGGGCAGAUCUCGCAAAUAAAUUGGCGGAAGAACAGAGAGCCAGGAAAGAGGUACUCAGGAGCCUUUCUGACCUCAAGACACAGGCAGAAUCCAAAGAUGAAGAAACAGCCACAAUCAUUUCACAGUUAAAGCUAGAAAGAGAUGUUCACCAGAGGGAGCUGGAAGAUCUCACAUCCUCAUUGCAGAGUGUGAAAACUAAACAUGAACAGAAUAUCCAGGAGCUGAUGAAGCACUUCAAGAAAGAAAAGAGUGAGGCUGAGAAUCAUAUUAGGACACUGAAGGCAGAAAGCUUAGAAGAUAAGAAUAUGGCUAAAGUCCAGCGCUGUCAGCUAGAGAAGUUGAAAUCACAGUAUGACAGGCUGACAGAGGAAUUAACCCAGAAUGAAAAUGAGAACAAAAAACUGAAGCUAAAAUACCAGUGUUUGAAGGACCAACUAGAAGAAAAGGAAAAACAUAUGAACAAUGAAGAAGAGCACUUAAGGAGGAUGGAAGAGGCCAGAUUGCAGCUCAAGGAUCAACUUCUUUGUCUGGAGACUGAACAGGAAUCCAUUCUUGGUGUGAUAGGAAAGGAAAUUGAUGCAGCUUGUAAAACCUUCUCCAGGGACUCAAUGGAAAAAUUGAAAGUUUUUUCAUCUGGUCCUGAUAUUAAUUAUGACCCACAUCGCUGGUUAGCAGAAAGCAAGACUAAACUUCAAUGGCUGUGUGAGGAACUGAAAGAGAGAGAAAACAGAGAGAAAAGUCUACGGCACCAGCUGAUGUUGUGCAGACAGCAACUCAGGAAUAUGACUGAAAACAAGGAAGCUGAGCUUCAGUGUCUCUUUGAACAGAUAGAAAGACAGGAGCAGCUUCUGGAAGAAAUACAUCGGGAGAAGAGAGAUCUGCUAGAGGAGACUCACAGAAAAGAUGAAGAAAUGGAAUCUCUGCAGGACCGUGUAAAUGCAUUAGAAACGAGUACCCGAGUGGCCUUGGACCAUCUGGAGUCUGUGCCUGAGAAACUGAGCCUACUAGAAGAUUUCAAAGGCUUCAGAGGUUCCCGCAGUUUAUCCGACAGAACUGAUGGGAGAUAUUCUAAGAACAGUGUUCACAGAGAGUCUCUUCAGCAGCACCUGGAUGACACCAAGUACAGAAUCCAAAGCUUCAAAAAUGACAGAAACUUUGCUGAAAGUUCUCAAGCUCAUGGGUUAGAUCAGUCAUCCUCUUGGCAGGAUCACAGUCGCUUCCUGUCUAGUCCACGAUAUUCACACUUGAACUCAUUUACCCAAAGAACAGUUGCUCCGGAUUCACCUUCAAUCAAGGAAGAUGCAACAAGUUUAUUGAUGGAUGGAAGAAGUCCACAAUCCAAAAAGGAGGAAUACGAAAGCAAAAACAGCAAAAUCAUCUCAGCCUUUCUUGACAUCCAAGUGUUUUUAAGACCUAUCCUCUUUACAUGCUGAUCUACCAGUGGAGAAAGAUUUCUAUUAAAUGCUAAAUAAGAGUAAACAUCCAGGAACUAAACCCCACUGGGUCAUGAUGGAAAGAUUCUGAACAGAGACAAGGACAAUAAAGCGAUAUC